This is a messenger RNA of Rhipicephalus sanguineus (brown dog tick), 1104 nucleotides long. RefSeq lists its product as uncharacterized. Bases 1 to 1104 code for a protein of 367 amino acids. Gene Ontology annotation, biological process: transmembrane transport. The record is from RefSeq and is a predicted model, not a curated record. Gene Ontology annotation, molecular function: monocarboxylic acid transmembrane transporter activity. The transcript has 4 exons. Lineage: Eukaryota; Metazoa; Arthropoda; Arachnida; Ixodida; Ixodidae.
AUGGCGUUGUCUAUGGUCUCAUUGAAGCAGGACCCAUCCUUCGGGCUGGACUCGAGGCGCAGUUGGGUGCCUGCGGUAUUUUUAAGCGUAUCAUUAACCACGGUGCUCAUUGGGCAGUAUUCGGUGGGUGUACACUUCUACGGCAUCGUCCGCACUUACGGUGUCAGCCAGAAGGAUUCAUCGUGGCCACUUGUGCUGAGCCAGAGCCUGUCUUUCUUGGCAGGAAUGUCUGUGGGCGGCGUCUUCGUCGCGGCCACUGUUCUUGUCUCCCAGUAUUUCGAGGCACGGCGCGCUACGGCCAUUGGUCUCAUCGUCACGCUCAGCGGAACCAGCCUGCUUUACGUUCCAUACAUGGCUGACGUUUGUCACUCUACCUACGGCAUCAACGGCCCAUUCUUGUUGUUGGGUGGAGUAAUGCUGAAUGCAUUCCCACCAGUUUUCACCCUCCGCAGUCCCGAAUGGCUGCGACGUGAAACCACUCCUUCUAUUAGAGCACGCAACGAGUUCCACGAAGCAACGCUCGCAGAAAAAAGCAACAAUCACGCCACCAUUGACAGUGAUCACCAAAAUUUAUCUUCUAACGUUGUGGCAUUCGGUAUGGCAACGUUUAUCAUGUUAGCGGUAGACCUCGCGACCGACAGGGAAGUCAAGCCUUCUAAGGCAGUGUUCCUUCUGAACGUUUUCGCUGCCGCCGAUAUUUGCAUGAAGCCAACCAGUGGCCUUCUUGUUGACUUCAAGAUAUUGUCCCUGGAAGCCGUGAUGUUUCUGGGCUUCCUUCAAUUCAUCGCCUGCGAGCUCCUUGCCAUUCUCAAAGCACUUCCACUCAUGCUGGCGUCUGGGGCAAUAUAUGGCGUCAGUAACGGUUGCAAGUUCACACUCCUAGCGCCGUGCCUUGUGAAGAACUUUGAAGUGGAGGCACUGCCAAUUAUGAUGGGCGUAGUGACUUUCUGCAAUGGACUCGCGCUCCUCACAAGGCCCCUUCUAGUGGUGAAAACGUACAAUGACCUUCUUCACUUCAAGGCCGGGAUAAAUGCCUUCUUCGGCGUCGCAUGGAUUGUACAGAUCUACAUGAAAAGACGAGAACAGCCAGCUCUACACACCUGA